Molecule: messenger RNA, 770 nt
Organism: Phoenix dactylifera (date palm)
Lineage: Eukaryota; Viridiplantae; Streptophyta; Magnoliopsida; Arecales; Arecaceae
Source: RefSeq, a predicted model, not a curated record
GGGGUUCUCUUGUUCACCCUCGCGGUCGCCGGCUUCAAGUGGGUGGUUGCGAGAUCGCAUGGAUUUGGAGGCAGUGCGGAGUUCUUUGGAGGCGUCCGGCGGCGACACCGACGCCCUCCCGCCGAGAUUCUUCGAUGAAUUCGUCCUCCAUGGCCUCCGCAUCGACCUCAUCGAGCCCGGCCGCGUCCUCUGCUCCAUGCCCGUCCCUCCCCGCCUCACCAGCGGCGGAAGCUUCCUACACGGCGGCGUGACGGCGUCGCUGGUGGAUUUGAUCGGAUCCGCGGUGUUUUAUAGCAUCGGACUCCCGACUUGUGGCGUCUCUCUUGAGAUUACUGUCUCCUACAUGGAUGCCGCUUUUAUUAAAGAAGAAAUUGAGAUCGAGGCCAAGCUCUUGCAUGCAGGAAAGGCAGUUGGGGUCUCCUCUGUAGAGUUCAGGAAAAAGGGGACCGGAAAGAUAAUAGCUCAGGCACGUCAUACAAAGUAUCUUGCUGUAUCUAGCAAAUUGUGAGAACCUUUUCUUGCAGUUUGUCCAUGGAUCGAUCGCAAAUGCAUUCUUCAAGGUCUUGAAACUUGAAGGCAUUUUCUGUAAAUUUUAAAGUUGCUGUAUAACCCAUAUAUGUUGCUAAUUGCUUGGAUUGAAUCCAGGAGCCUUACCUCAUCUGCCGAAAGCUUGAACUGUUUCUUCAACAUUAGUGCUUGAAGCUAUAAACUUUUUGUUAUCCAAAUAUGCUUGUUUUUCGGAACUAAAGUAUCAGUAUUAUAGAACUAAU